UCUGAUAGUGAAGAUAAUGUGCAAGUACAAAUCCGUGAAAGAGACAAAGAUCAAGAAGAUUAUAUCAAACCUGCUCUUCUUGUAGAAUAUGAAAAAGAGGUGGAAGAAGAAAAUAGACGACUUGCUGAAGAAGAAGGUGACGAUGAAACUGAAGAAUCUGAUGAAGAAUCAGUAGAUGAAUCAGAUGAAGAAGAAGACGAAGAUGCAGCUCUCUUGACACCUGCCAUUGACACUCAGAUCUUACGCACCAUUGCCGCCAUUCAAACAAAAGAUCCUUCUGUUUACGAUACCAACAAAAAAUUCUUCACUUCUGAACAAUUCGAUGCAUCCAAAAAGCAAUGGCAACAAAAAUCUAAAACCAAAGAUAAGAAGGUCACUUUAAAGGAUUAUGAACGAGAACUAUUAUUGGAACAUGGUGGUUAUGUGGAUGAAGAACAAGAAAACAACAAGGAUCGAUCUAAUGAUUUGACUCAUGUGGAAGAACAGGCUCAAUUGAAAAAGGCUUUCCAGUUGGCUGCUCAACAAAAUGAUUCUGACAACGAUAAUGAUCAACGUCAAGAUGAUAAGGAAGAUUCGGACGAUGACGAUGGAUUCUUGGUCAAGAGAGAAAAAUCCAAAUCUGAAAAAGAAGCCGAAGAAGAUGAUUAUCGUCAAUUCUUAUUAAAUAAUUUAAAGGAAGAUGAAGCUUCAUCCAAAGCUUUUGCGGAUUGGGAAAAUUUCAAGGAAAAUCCAAAUGUGAAUGCAGAUGAUGCUUUCUUGAUUGAUUAUGUCUUGAAUCGUGGCUGGGUGGACAAGAAAGGCAAACAAAAUCCAACUUAUAAUGAAAUAGUGGACGUGGACAAGGAUGUGGAUGAACAAUAUUUGGAUGAUGUUGAUCGAUUUGAAAGCAAAUAUAAUUUCCGUUAUGAAGAAGCUGAAGGAUCUCGUAUCGUAACUCAUGCCCGUGAUAUUGGUGAUUCUGUACGACGAAAAACCAACAAACGCAAGGAACGACGUGAAAGACUUAAAGCCGCCAAACAACUUUUGAAGGAACAAAAAACGGAAGAACUCAAACGAUUAAAGAAUGAAAAACGAAAAGAAAUCCAUAACCGUUUGGCUGAAAUUCAAAAGAUCACUGGGACUGGUAUCUCUGGUUUGGAACAUAUCAACUUCGAAGAAGAUUUUGAUCCUGAAAAAUACGAUGAACAAAUGGCCAAGAUAUUUGAUGAUGGUUACUAUGAUGCCAAUGAUACUGAAAAGCCUGUGUUUGAGGAUGAUGAUGAUGAUGAUUUCAACUACGAUGAUGAUGAACAAUAUGGUGAGGAUGAUUUGAUGAUGGAUGCUGAUUAUCUCCCUGGUGGUGAAAAGUAUGAAGAAACAAAGAAGAACAAGAAGGGCAAAAAGCGAGCACUUGAAAAUGACCAACAAGAGAAACCCAAACCAAAGGAUGCAGAAUAUAAUAAACUUGUGGAUGAUUACUACGCAUUAGACUUUGAAGAUGUUAUUGGUGGUGAUCUUCCUACUCGAUUCAAGUAUACAAAGACUGAACCUGAAGAUUUUGGCCUGACUCCUGUUGAAAUCCUAUUGGCUGAUGAUAAGGAACUGAACAAGUAUCUUAGUAUUAGAACAAUUGCACCGUAAGUAAA
Halteromyces radiatus is the source of this 1625-nucleotide messenger RNA. Its product is annotated as KRI1-like family C-terminal-domain-containing protein. The annotation marks the transcript as partial. NCBI's taxonomy places the organism in Eukaryota, Fungi, Mucoromycota, Mucoromycetes, Mucorales, Cunninghamellaceae. The transcript has 5 exons. Gene Ontology annotation, cellular component: 90S preribosome; nucleolus. The record is from RefSeq and is a predicted model, not a curated record. Gene Ontology annotation, biological process: endonucleolytic cleavage in ITS1 to separate SSU-rRNA from 5.8S rRNA and LSU-rRNA from tricistronic rRNA transcript (SSU-rRNA, 5.8S rRNA, LSU-rRNA).